Messenger RNA from Polypterus senegalus (gray bichir), 2504 nucleotides. RefSeq names its product beta-Ala-His dipeptidase-like. Bases 180 to 1619 code for a protein of 479 amino acids. Gene Ontology annotation, cellular component: cytosol. The transcript is spliced from 12 exons. The record is from RefSeq and is a predicted model, not a curated record. NCBI's taxonomy places the organism in Eukaryota, Metazoa, Chordata, Cladistia, Polypteriformes, Polypteridae. Gene Ontology annotation, biological process: proteolysis. Gene Ontology annotation, molecular function: metallodipeptidase activity.
UUUUCAAAGGGUACGUGCAGCCGCCUAAACGUCAAAACUCGAGAAGACAACGACGUCGAUUACGGCAAAACUACAAUUGGGAAGGACGUCACGUGCGCCGUUUGGAGCCAGAGGCAUAGGCGUCGGCCACACUAGACGUUCCAAGAUUCACCCUCAUCAUAUGUGCACUUGUACUACAAAUGACGACACAGGCGCCUACAUCUGACACAGAGUUGCUUUUUAAUUAUAUCGACAAAAAUCAGGAUACCUUUGUGCAGACUCUGAAGGAAUGGGUGGCAAUACAAAGCGACUCAAGCAGGUCUGCCCUGUUUGGUGAAGUAAUGCAGAUGGUGAACGUGACAGCAGAAAAGAUCCGAUCACUGGGAGGUGAUGUUGAGCUGGCUGAUGUUGGAAGUCAACAGAUGCCAGAUGGAGAGAUACUCCAGCUACCCCCGGUCAUCUUAGCUGAGCUUCCAAAAGACGCAAAUAAGCCUACUUUAUGCAUUUAUGGCCAUGUGGAUGUGCAGCCAGCUAAGAAGGAGGAUGGCUGGCUGACAGAGCCUUAUGUCUUAACAGAAAUCAACGGUAACCUGUAUGGACGAGGAGCUACAGACAAUAAGGGACCUGUUUUAGCCUGGCUGCAUGCCGUGGAAGCCUACCAAGCCUUAAAGCAGGACCUUCCUGUGAACAUUAAGUUUAUCAUUGAGGGAGUGGAGGAGAUCGGCUCAUAUGGUCUGGAUACACUGACUAAACAGCGGAACGAUACCUUUUUCGCAGAUGUGGACUACAUAGUCAUUUCAGACAACAUCUGGAUCAGCAACAAACCAGGCCUGACAUAUGGGACUCGAGGCGACUGCUAUUUUUUUGUGGAGGUAUCAGGUGGCAAACAAUCUCUGCACUCUGGGACACAUGGUGGCAGUCUGCAUGAGCCAAUGGCUGACCUGAUAGCUUUACUGGACAGCCUAGUGGAUGCUAAAGGUCAGAUUUUGGUCCCAGGGAUUUACGAUGAUGUUGCACCACUAACUGAAGAGGAGAGGAAGCUCUAUGAAAACAUUCAGUUUGAUCUCGAAGAACAUAAAAAUAACAUAGGAGUGACACGUCUGGUCUAUGAUAAGAAGGAAGAUGUUCUUAUGCACUACUGGCGUUACCCAUCUUUGUCAAUCCAUGGAAUUCAGGGGGCUUUUGCUGACCCCGGAUCAAAAACAGUUAUUCCUAACAAAGUCAUUGGGAAAUUUUCUAUGCGUCAAGUUCCAAACAUGGACCCUGUGGUUGUGGAGAAGCAGGUUGCAGAAUAUCUUCAUGAGAUUUUUGCAAAAAGAAAUAGCAGCAACACCCUUAAAAUCUCGAUGCCUAUUGCAGCAAAGGCAUGGGUGGCAAAUGUCGAUGAUCCCCAAUUUGUGGCAGCCAGGAGAGCAAUAAAGACAGUAUUUGGGGUUGAGCCUGACAUGAUCAGAGAGGGAUCAACCAUUCCGAUUGCUUGGAAUUUCCAAGAUGUUACAAAGAAAAGUAUAAUGAUGCUGCCAAUCGGUGGGGCAGAUGAUGGAGAGCAUUCGGCAAAAGAGAAAAUCAGCAGGUCCAACUACAUUGAAGGAACAAAGCUGUUUGCAGCCUUCUUUUAUGAACUUGCUCAGCUUCGCUGAAAACUUGGUAACCCUUCAAACAUACACAUGGGCAAUUAAUGUUAUUAAUAUGCAUUAUUAUAAUCUGCUUUAAAAACUUAAAAAUCUGUCUUAUUUAAAGUUGUACAGAAAAGUUUUCAUUUACUGCACUUUUUUUCCAUUUAUUCAAAAUUUUGAUUCACCAGGGGAGAAAGGGGUAUAACACUGGCAGUACCUCACCAAAGAACAUGCACAGAUCUUUUAACAAAAAAUCUUCUUUUAUGUAGAAAAAAUAGAAACCCCAUGUUUGUUAUUUACUUUUGUGAAUUAUCUAAAUGUGCAAUGGGAAGUACACAGCCACUCUAUUGAAAAUUCAGUAUCAACUUCUGUUUAGGCAGAAAUUUGAAUGAAAGUUGCCCAAUUCUCUCUGGUGUUAAUUUUUCAUUUUCAAGACGAUUCAAAUAGAUGGCUUUAAUGACUUUAGAUAGUGUAGCAUAGUGGUUAAGACUUUGGACUUUGAGCCCUGAGGUUAUCAGUUCAAAUCCAUUACUGACACUGUAUGACCAUAAAAAGGUCCCUUCACCAGCCUGUGCUGCAAUUACAGAAACAAAAGUCAGGUCAGGUCAGGUUGGGUGGCAUGCACUGGUACAGCACAUUGCUGCACCCAACACACGAUGAAACAGUUUGGGAUCCUCGUUGGCAACCCCCCAGGCAGACACACGGUCCAGUCCAACCCUCUGGAAAUGACCCUCUAUCUGCCACAGCCAGGUGUUACGUGGGUAUCCCCUUGGCCUAGUCCAGGCUGCUUGGGUCCCCAAUAAUGUCACAUCACCCUUGGGGAAUCGUGCCAUAUGGCUGUAGUGCUGUAACUGAUGCUCCCCCACAAUGUAGGUAAUGUGCCUCAUUCGGGACUCCAUGAUCACCCAC